Molecule: messenger RNA, 3242 nt
Organism: Melanotaenia boesemani (Boeseman's rainbowfish)
Lineage: Eukaryota; Metazoa; Chordata; Actinopteri; Atheriniformes; Melanotaeniidae
Product: protein mono-ADP-ribosyltransferase PARP14-like
Exons: 7
Coding region: 124-3102 (992 amino acids)
Biological process (GO): negative regulation of gene expression
Cellular component (GO): nucleus; cytoplasm
Molecular function (GO): GTP binding; transcription corepressor activity
Source: RefSeq, a predicted model, not a curated record
UAGUAGAAGUUGUUUGGUGGAGAAGUGCCGUGCACGGACCUCUGACACUGGAAACCUUCCGCUCUGUAAAUUAGCGCAUACUUUUUUGUUUUGAAGUUUAGUUUAAAGGCUUCCAUAUGAACGAUGGACGGAUUUUACCAGUACCCUGUUUUCUUUGGGUGUCAAAAGGAUCUCAGAGAGCAGACGAAGAAAGUGGAAAAACAUUUCCGUGUUCGAAGGCGAUCAGGCGGAGGAGACUGCGGACCUCUGACAACUGUGGCUGAAAACGUCUACAGCAUAACUUUCAGAAAUCAGGAAGAUCAGCAGGAAGUACUUAGGAGAACCGAGCAUGUUUUGGAGCUCACAGAUGGUCCUCUAGUGGUGACUGUCCGGGACAGCCUGGAGCCUCCCACCUCCACCCACACCACUAACUCCACACCUGCAGCAGAGAACCCGCAAUCCACUCCUGCUUCACCUGCUCCUCCAAGUGGUGAAGAGGAUGAACUACAACUUGAUAAUUAUGUGUCUUUUUACAUGAAGGAAAGUGAAAACACAGAGACAGACCUGAACAAAGACUUCACCUCUGUGUGCUGUUCUCAGCCUCACCCAGCAGAAGGGAACGCUUUAGCCAUGAGCCAAACUCAGCCUGGCGCUGUAGCUGAAGUUAGUGACUGGAAAGCUGACAAGGAUGAGCUUUUUGAUGGCGACUCAUGCCAAUGUGAGGAUGAUCCAGAUACACGCCAAGAGUUUUUUGAUGCAGAGGACAUGUCAAGUUUCAUUGAGAAUAUGUCACCUUUAAGUUUGAGUGAAGGAAACACAGUAGUAGCCAGCUACAGUCUUAGUGAUGGGCUCCAGGUGGUGGUGUGUGAGGGUGACAUCACCAGUCUGGAUGCUGACGUCCUGGUGAAUGCUGCUAAUGAGGAUUUGGACCACAGUGAAGGGGUUGCUGCUGCACUGAGUCAAGCAGGUGGUCCUGAUGUGCAGUGUGACAGUGAUGCUUUAGUGAAGCACAAUGGAAAAAUUCCUACAGGGGAAGUAGUAGUGACCACAGGCGGUAACUUGAAAUGCAAGAAACUUCUGCAUGCUGUGGGGCCAGUGGGUGGAGAAGCAGGAGGCAGAGAGAGAAUCUUACUGGAAAGAACUGUCCAACAUGCCCUUAAUUUAGCAGAAAUGAUGAAGUUCAAGUCCAUCGCCAUGCCGUGUAUCAGCUCAGGCGUGCAUGGUGUUCCUGUCACAGUGUGCUCUGAGGCUAUUGCAGCUGCUGUUAAAGAGUUUAGUAGUCGGCGUGAUCGCAGUCUGAGCACAAUAAUACUGAUAGAUGACAGAGGAAAGGUGGUGAGGGCCAUGCAGGAGGCGUGUGACAGGAUUCUUGAAGGGAUAAGUAACAGAAACAAUGUGGCAAGUGAUGUGGAGUUUCCGGUGGAUGCUGAUAGCCAAGAUGCAGAAAGACGAGCUGCUGCUGGAGCUGCUGCUGGAGCUCCUGGAGGCAGAAUCCGUGUAGAGAUUGUUCAGGGGACCAUUGAAACACAGCAGGUUGAUGCACUGGCAUCUCCAAUGGUCGGCAAUGAUCCCCUAUCGACCCGUGUUGGGAACAUUUUAAACAAGAUGGUUGGUUCUCAGAUGACCUCAUUGUUUAGAAAGGCAGGAGGAGAUGAAAGUGACCAUGGUGACUCGGUGCUGUUGGAGGGGUUGGCUGGACUUCCAUCUGAUGCAGUACUCUUCGUCAACCUCAUUCCCUGGAAUGAUGACCUAGAUGGAACUGCAGUGGAGGUUCUCAGACUGGGCAUCAACAACAUCCUGACUUCCUGUGAGGAGAGAGGGUUUGGAUCUGUCGCUCUGCCUGUACUCGGAGCUGGGAUUGCCCUGCGUUUUCCUGACAGUGUGGUAGCCAAGAUUUUACUGGAGCAGGUUCAUGCAUUUCAGCAGAACCGGGCCAGCAGCACACCGCUUGUGGUUCGCAUAGUUAUUCACCCUGACGAUGAAGAAGCCAGUGAGACCUUUAAAUCUGUCCAGGAAGCCUUGAAAGUAGAGCAAGACCAAUAUCAAGCACCGACUACAAAGAGGCUCAUCCUGCUGGGGAAAACUGGAAGUGGGAAAAGUCACCUGGGUAACACCAUAUUUGGAGAAGAUCUUUUCACUGCAUACCACUCUCCUAACUCUGGAACUACAGUAUGCCAGGCAGAGACCACGUCUGUCAAUGGAAGGAGCCUCACUUUGAUCGACACCCCUGGUUUCUUUGACACGGAGAAGUCUGAGGAGGAUCUAAAGCCUGAGAUAAUGAGUUGUAUGACAGAGUGCUCCCCUGGGCCCCAUGCUUUCCUCAUUGUACUGAAAGUGGACAAAUUCACACAGCAGGAGCAGGAAGUUGUCAGUAAAAUAUGCCAAUAUUUCUCAGAAGAUGCUUUAAAAUAUGCUGUGGUUGUCUUCACACAUGGGAACCAGCUGCCUGAAGGGAUGAAAAUUGAAGAGUUUGUCAGUCAGAACCAGAAGCUGAGUGAUCUAGUGGAGAGAUGUGGUGGCCGGUGCCAUGUUUUUGAUAGUAAAUACUGGAAAAACAAUGAGCCGGAUAAUUACAGGAGCAACUGUUUCCAGUUGGAGGCUUUACUCUGUACAAUAGAUGAGAUGGUGAUGGAAAAAAAUGGAGGCUACUACACCAAUGAUGUUCUGCAGAAUGUGGAGAAACAAAUACAGAAACAGGAGGAGCAAAUAAGAGAGUCAUCAGGAAACUUAUCCCCAGAUGAGAUCAGAAAACAGGCUAAAACCAAUGUCACUAAUGAACUUUUGAUCCAGUUGGCAGGGACGGCAACGGGAACUUUGCUGGGGGCCUUUUUUGGUGUAAGAGCCAUGAUUGAAGUUGUUAUAAGAACGGUGAGAAAUCCAUUGAAUAUAGUGAGGCUUGUGAAAAAUAUCCCAGCAUUGGCAAGGGCACCUGCAGCAGCUGCAGUAGAAGGACAGGUAGUACUAGCUGCUGGAGUGAUAGCCGGUGUGGGGGCGGCUACUGCAGGAGGGGUAAUGGGUGGUGUCAUCGGGUAUAAAGCAGCUGAGGGAGCAAAAUCACCAAUGGAGGCAGCAAAGAGGGCAUAUGAGGAUGUCUUAAAGAAAAGAAAAGGAAUGCUAAAUUAAAGAUGCGUUAAUGGAUGUUUAACACUAGAAAACCCAGAGAUUUCUUACCCCUCUACCAUGCCCAGAGUACAGCCAAAAGGCUGCCCGGUUUGAAAUUAACAAUUCAAUGGCCAACAAUUAGCACCUUUACAUUUGUAAAC